This is a messenger RNA of Seriola dumerili (greater amberjack), 1996 nucleotides long. RefSeq names its product nipsnap homolog 2 (gene nipsnap2). Gene Ontology annotation, cellular component: mitochondrion. Bases 26 to 886 code for a protein of 286 amino acids. The transcript is spliced from 10 exons. NCBI's taxonomy places the organism in Eukaryota, Metazoa, Chordata, Actinopteri, Carangiformes, Carangidae. The record is from RefSeq and is a predicted model, not a curated record.
UCUGUGUACACUAGCACAGUUGAAGAUGGCGACUGGAGUCCUUCAGAGAGUCAGCGGAGGCUUGGCUCGGGCUAAGGGCAGGGCCCACUCGGCCGGACAGCUUGUCCUCUGGAGCAGAGGAUUUGCAACAUCAAGCAGCAGAAACCGGGAGGACAGCUGGUUUAAAUCACUGUUUGUGAGGAAGGUUGAUCCAAGGAAAGAUGCACACUCCAACCUACUGACCAAAAAUGAGGAGAGUAACCUCUACAAAAUUCAGUUCCACAAUGUGAAACCAGAGUGCCUGGAAGCAUACAACAAACUCUGUGAGGAUGUUUUGCCCUCCAUCCAUGCUGAUAAGUACUACCCCUGUGAGCUAGUGGGAACCUGGAAUACCUGGUAUGGAGAACAAGACCAGGCUGUUCACCUGUGGCGUUACAGAGGUGGAUACCCCGCUCUAACAGAGGUGAUGAACAAGCUCAGACAGAACAAGGAGUUCACGGCGUACAGGAAGGAGCGGGGUAAGAUGCUGUUGUCUCGCAGGAACCAGCUUCUCUUGGAGUUCAGCUUCUGGAACGAGCCUGUACCCCGAGAGGGCCCCAACAUCUAUGAGCUCAGGUCCUACCAGCUCAGGCCAGGAACCAUGAUCGAGUGGGGUAAUUACUGGGCCAGGGCCAUUGGAUACCGCCAGCACAACAGAGAGGCUGUGGGAGGGUUUUUCUCACAGAUCGGUAACCUCUAUAUGGUUCAUCACCUCUGGGCUUACAAAGACCUGCAGUCCAGAGAAAACACGAGGAAUGGUGCCUGGCAGGAGGAGGGCUGGCACGAGGUGGUGUAUUACACAGUUCCUCUCAUUCAGCAUAUGGAUUCCAGGAUUAUGAUCCCGACAAAGGCUUCCCCGCUGCAGUGAAGUGAGAAGUGAGCUGGAAGCUGAAAUCAAGUGGCACCCUUUCGAAUGUUAACAUCCAUCCAGAGCAUUACUAUCAUGGUUUCAACCUCCUGCCACAGUGCUGCCAGACAACAUCCUUUUAUUCUUUUUCCCUAAUUCUUUUUUUGUCUUUGCUUCAAUACUUCAAGAUGUCACAAAGUCAGAGGAGGUAACAAUGCCUACCAUGUAUUUGGAAUUAAAAAAGUCCAAGCCACUUAAAGCCCUUGACAACAGACUUUUUUCUUUUCUUUUUUUUUGGGUACUGGGGCAGGAUGAGUAAAUUUGGCCAAUUUAAACGUCCUGAUGUUCAUUACAUCCAACGUCUCGUACCACAUUAAACGCUGGUCCAUAAAGAGAAAUCAUCUCUAAGUUUAGAACCAACCAAAGUUACUUGAAAAGGCGAGCAGCUAUAUAUAGUGUAAGUGUGGGAACUGAUAUUAAGAAAAAUAGUACUGCUGAAGCUCACUACACAAUGCAGUGGCAAUUUAUUUAUUUAAUGUAAAUUUGGAAUACUUGUAUUAUCUACAUGUGCUGAGUAAGUGGCACUUAGAUGUAAGCCAUGCCAUUGCUGAGUGAAGUGAGAGAAAGCCUCUGUAUACUCAUGAAAACUGUGUAUCUGCCUCAAAUUAUGAUGAUGAUGAUGAUAAAGUACAACAUGGUGUAAAAUGUAAACCUCAGAAUUUUAUAAUUGUGGUCCAUUAUACAUCGAACAUUUUUUUUUUUGCAAACUACUCCUUUCAGUUGCUUUUUCCAGAUGUUCCUAAGUUCUCUGUCAUGGUGAUAUUGAUGUUUCAUGGUGCUGUGUUUGUAACUAUGGCUUCUACUUUUUUCUUGUGAAGACAGCAUGCCUGAUUUUAAAAACUUUUUAUCUAACCUGUUUUAAAGGGGCAUAACUAUCAUCUAUGAUAAACUCUGAAAAUAAAUGUUAUCUAUCAUUGGCUGAGAGGCCAGUCAUGUUGCUGCAUACUGUAAUAUCAGAGAUUUUAUUGUGAAAGGAAGCAUGUUUAUCUUGUCUUUCCGUUCAUGGAAUCAUAGGAAACAAUGUGGAGGGAAGGACAGCAACGCCAACACAGAAUAAAGUUGUUCAAACAA